UUUUUUUUCUUUUAGCACAUCAUGAAGCAAGUCGUUUAAAAUGUCGUGUAAGUUUUGAUGUACCAAAAUUACCAUCACCAACAAUUAAACGAGGUGCAAUACCAUUAUCAUCAUCAAGAUUAUUAUUAACUACCACAUUCAAAAUCAAAGAUCCAAGAACUUAUUCUUGGAAAAGAUAUGUUACAUCAUUACUAGAUACAAGUAUUCAAUUACAUGAUCUGAAUUUAAAUCAUAUCUGUGCUGUUAGAGUUCGUGCGAAAAAUAUAUUUGAUGUUAGUGGUCCAUCACAACCAAUAACAAGUCGACUUUUAACUCGAACUGAUGAAAAACGAGUAGAAGAGGAACAAGAACCAAUUAGUAAAACAAAACGACCAGCAACUUCAACAUUGGAUGAAUAUGGUACUCGACCAUCAUUACAAGUCGAUGGUCCUGAUAUUCAAUAUUUUCUUGAAGGACAAAAGCUCGGCGUUCCAAUUCCAUUUGAUGAUUCUCGUAUAAAAUUAUAUAAUGAUCGUCGUGAUUAUGCCUAUCUUUCAAUUGAUUCUGCAUUAGCAUCUGACGAAGGUGCUUACGAAACGUUGCUGAAAAUAAAUAUGGUAUCGCAUGUCAUACAGUUUAUUUAUCCCGUUCGGAACGGGGGACGCAUAUAUGCGUCAUGAACCUUUUUCUUCGGAUAAGUGUGCACAAUAUACGUUGAAGAUUAAAAAUAAUUGCGUACACUCAUAGUAUGAUUCGCUGCUGCGCUUUACACGUGUGCUUUUUUGUUGCUUACAUUCCGCAUGACGAUCGCAGACAAUAUACCAUACUGAAUUUUUCUCUUUUAUACUGUUAUACGUCUACACUAUUUCUUUGUUACAUGCGCACGUAGGCCAGUUGAAAGAAAAAGAAAUGCGUAACACAUAUAAAGGGUGUCACGUAAGUUCUGAUCCCCUCAUCAAAUAUUCUUUUCUUACACGUUUCUGCAUUCGAAGAGACUGAUAUUUUCAGUAUUUAUACUAGAUGUCUAGAUCUACUCUAUACCAGAAUUUCACGUUUCUACUUAUUUUUAUUACAGUGAUACAAGCAUCACCAAAAAUAAUAAGAGUUUUUGAAUUGUAACUAGAACACUUAUGGACGAGAAAAAUUGCAUCCAGUCUAUAACGGAUCGAUGUCCAGCAGCUUUUCCGUUACUAU
Messenger RNA from Rotaria sp. Silwood1, 1173 nucleotides. Lineage: Eukaryota; Metazoa; Rotifera; Eurotatoria; Philodinida; Philodinidae. The record is from the annotation of a GenBank genome assembly.